Messenger RNA from Gloeophyllum trabeum ATCC 11539, 1089 nucleotides. RefSeq lists its product as uncharacterized. Lineage: Eukaryota; Fungi; Basidiomycota; Agaricomycetes; Gloeophyllales; Gloeophyllaceae. Bases 1 to 1089 code for a protein of 362 amino acids. The record is from RefSeq and is a predicted model, not a curated record. Gene Ontology annotation, molecular function: DNA-binding transcription factor activity, RNA polymerase II-specific; RNA polymerase II cis-regulatory region sequence-specific DNA binding. Gene Ontology annotation, biological process: anatomical structure morphogenesis; regulation of DNA-templated transcription; cell differentiation. The transcript is spliced from 4 exons.
AUGUCUGCGCACACCUACUCGUAUACCCCGCGCGUCCUGGGCUGGGAGCCCGACGAUGAUACCGUCGACGAAGUCGUCGUCUUCCCCCUCAGCCCCGACCAAUACCUCGACACCCACUCCGACGCCUCCUCAGCCUCCCCCGCGCCCUCCCCCUCGCCCCGCCCGCGCAUCCCGCGCCCGCGCAACGAGUUCAUCAUCUUCCGCUGCGAAUACGCCCGGGCGCACGCCGCGCACGGCGCCGCGCCCAUCACCACAAAGUCGCUCUCCCUGCGCGCCGCCGAGGCGUGGCGCCGCCUCCCGCCGCCGCGCCGCGCGCACUACCGCGCGCUCGCCGCCCGCGAGAAGGAGGAGCACGAGCGCAAGUACCCCGACUACCGCUACCGCCCCGACCGCAAGCGCCAGGCGGCGCGGGGCGUCGUGCAGCUCGUGGCGAGGAGGAGGAGGAGUGGCAGCACGAGCAGCGCCGCGAGCGUCACGGAGGCGUCGUCGCCCGAGCCCGCGACGCCCACGCCGGCGAGCUCGCCCGAGCUGCGGCACCCGCCGCAGUCGCCCGUCAUCGUGCCGUCGCAGUCGUACCCGCAGGCGUAUUUCCAGCCGCAGGCGACCCUCGCGGGGUAUCCUGCCACGCAGGGGUACUCGUACCCGGCCAUAGCCGCUUCUCCUAGCGAUGACGCCUGGCAUCUCCCGCACGAACAGUACGAGCCGGCGAAGCAGUACAACCAUCCCCAAGACGCUGCGUCGUACCAACCAUACAUGGACUUCGGCAACCCCGCGGACACAGCGACACACGCACCAGACGUCCCGACGGCCCCCAGCCUGCUCCCCGCCGCGGCGGACUCGCACGAGCUCUUCUCCGCGCUCGUCCACACCGGCGGACACGAGCAGUGGGAGCAAAGCCUGUUCGACACGUACAUCCAGGCCUCGUACGGGGAGUCGCCCGAGGAGGAGUUCGCGCGCCUCGCGCGGCCGCUGCGGCACAGGUCGUCCAUGAUCUGGGUCGAGCCCGGGCCGGACUUUGCGAGCAACGCGGCCACCAGCGCAGGGAUCGACGAGCUGGGGUUCCGCGCGGCGCAGCUGCCUAUGGCGUGA